Prorocentrum cordatum is the source of this 627-nucleotide messenger RNA. NCBI's taxonomy places the organism in Eukaryota, Dinophyceae, Prorocentrales, Prorocentraceae. The record is from the annotation of a GenBank genome assembly.
AUGACUGGCGACAUGGAGCCCGCGGAGGCACUCACGGGCGCGGUCGCGGGGAAGCUGUGCCUCGUGGGGUUCAUGGUCUGCUCGAACUGGGCCGUCCUUGCGAUCCUUACCUCGGUGGUGAGCGAUAACAUGAUCACGUCUUCGAGAGACAUCGCGGAGAAGGAGCUGCGGCAGUGCAAGGAAGCCGAGGUCGAGCUGAGCAGGGAAAAGUUGGCUGAGCUUUUCGGGAAGAUAGACGCUGACGGCAAUGGGAGCAUCGACGAGAUCGAGUGGGAGAAAAGAGUGAUGGGGGACGGCCAGAUGGUCGACGCCUUGUGCGCUGCUGUUUCUUCGCUCGGGAGGGAGGAGCUGAAGGAUGCCUUCAAUGCUGUGCAGUCGGCGUCGCGCGGCGAGACGGCGGAGCAGACGCGGAGGCAGAUCACUCUCGAAGACUUCGUGCAGUACCUAGUAAAAGAUUGCCGAGUCAAAGCCGACAAGCGUUCAAUCCUGAAGAUCCGUCAGCAGCUGGUGAGCAUGGAACACGGGAGCUCGGAGACCAGAAAGUUGCUAGACGGUAUGUGCAGCCAACUUGCUGACUUGAACAGUAGUUUGCAGUCCUGCCAUGCCGCCGAGACGAGUGUUGUUUAA